Molecule: messenger RNA, 1423 nt
Organism: Centropristis striata (black sea bass)
Lineage: Eukaryota; Metazoa; Chordata; Actinopteri; Perciformes; Serranidae
Exons: 8
Coding region: 169-918 (249 amino acids)
Biological process (GO): protein localization to plasma membrane
Source: RefSeq, a predicted model, not a curated record
GUGGUGCUCCAAAGGAGUGGCAGAGAAAGAGAAGACUCCCAUAAAAGCAGGGCUGUAAACUGGAUGGUGGAAGACUAUCGCUAUAACACUUCUUGAAGAACAGGAACUGCACUUAUAUUAGGAAUAGCACUUUGUUUUUUGUUCCAGUACAAAUCUUGCUCUGUAGACAUGGUGCUCUGGAUUAUCUUUCCCAUCUCCCUUUCCCUGGUGUCCUUCAUCGGAACAUGGAGUGUAUAUGGCCUGGCCUUCGCCAACAAACACGUGUGCUCUCUCAGUGACUGGGGACGUGACAACUACUGCAAAAGAAAUCAGUCAACAAUUGGAUGUUGCCUUGUUCCCACUAUAAGCUCAAGUGGAACCAGUUUACCAGAAAAUUCACUUUUUACAGCCACAAUCAAUGCAGGAUCCUUUCUGUUCCUGCUGUUCUGUUUGUUCCACCAUGCCCACAUUAUGGAGAAGCACGCAUGCCAGUCUAUGAUGAGCAAGUUUGCUUUAGUGUUUGGUGUGGUGGCAGCGCUGGGAGCAUUCGCAGCUGGAAACUGUAAUCCGCUUCACCUUGCCCUCCUUCACUACCUCGGAGCUGCCAUCAGUUUCACGUGCAUCUGCUUCUACACCAUUCUGCUGACUGCACUGACCGGGCGGUGUGUGCUGACAGGAUAUGAGAAAAUUCUCUACCCGUUACGCAUCACCUCCACUGUGGUUCAAACCAUCGUCACCAUCUGCUAUACAGUUUUGUUUGCCCAGGAGGAGUACUAUUACGUCCACUUGUCGGCUAUAUUUGAGUGGAUGCUCAGCCUUAACUUGGAGCUGUUUGAGCUCAGCUUUGCCGUGGAGUUUUACUUCUUCGGGUCCUACAUGAUCUCAAAUCUGUUGAACAAACGAGAGGAGGAAAAGCAUCUGAUGAUGUCAAUGUCCUGAUAUGAGGCCGCCACGAUCCAGCGUAAGCACACAGUCAGUGAGGAUGGACUGCGUAACACAUCUGUAGCCGGACCGUGGCUGGAGGAGAAAUAACCCUUUUCAUCACUCGGCUGGGAUGGAUUUACAGCCAUUUAUGGAUUAUGAUAUCCCACCAUUUUGAUACUGUUGCCUAAAAUUGUAUGAUUUUCUUCUUUGGGCAUUUCAGUUUCCUAUUCCUUAUUUAUUAUGUAAAGCAAAUGAACAAAACAUAUCAGUUGUAUUAGGUUUUUGUGUAAGUCACAGAGACAAUUAACAAACAGAACAAUUAACCUGAUGUGUCAUACUUCUUAUUUAUGUUUUUUUUUUUUCAAUUACCAUUUAUCAAAUGUUAAUACAACAACAAUUCCUCACUAGGUACACUAUUAAGGACACACUCAUGAAAAUCUCACUGAUGUUAGCUUCACAUUAAAGCCCUUUAAGCGCUUACAUAAAGCUUUGGCACUUUAAUAAAAUCAUGACCUCUGUA